AUGUCUUCCAUUUCUGGGUUCUUGAUUGUGAAGCCUGAAAAUGGUGGGAUUUGGGACCUCUUUAAGUUCUUGGCCAUGAAUAAUCAACAAAGUGUAGCCAAAUUUCUUGAAGGUUCCCAUGGUAAUGGUGGGGUGUUUGAAGAAGAGGUCAAUAGUGAUAACAGAUGGGUGAUAGUUGUGUCGAUAAUAGCGAGGAAAGUUGUAAAGAUGUUUGGGAAGCCUCUGGAGUGGACUGGAUACCUUGUGGAGUUCAUCCUAAACCUUCUCUCUCUCAAUGGAAACUUUCUUGGAUUGGCCUACAGAAUUUUACAUGGAGACGUCGUGAUACCACAAAGAGGCUCGGAAACAUUUAUAAGUGCAGUUGGACAUUUAGAUGGGCGAAUAGAUCUGUACAAGAGUGAUAUGUUGCUUAAAGAUUUCAAUGAACCUGAUAUUCUUAACAAUCUUUUGAAACCAGAAAAGGGAAAUCAGGCUCUUCUUGACCUGUGCAUAAUGGCUUCAAAAUUAGCCUACGAGAAUGCUAAGGUCGUUAGAAAUGUCGUAAAUCUUCACUGGAAGAUGCAUUUUGUGGAUUUCUACAACUGUUGGAAUGGUAAAGUGCAUAUGGGGUUCUUAGAGUCCUUAGGUUUGGGCACUAGAAAGAAUACCUCGACAUUCCAAGAAAAUCUCCAAGUAAAAAAUGUUAAUUCUGGUAAUUUGAAUGGUCUUUAUGCAAGUAAUCCCUCUUCUGAAGAUUAUAAAUUGUCUACCUCUAAUCAACAAGGUGGUUUGGACCAGUCUUCUGACAAGAAGCUCCUUCUAGUGAUGGGAGAGAGGACUGCAUAUUAUUUCGUGAAAAGUAAACUCAAAAGCUUACUAAAGGAACAUAAGAACGCAAAAUUUGUUGUCACAGGGCAUAGUUUGGGAGGAGCACUGGCCAUAUUGUUUCCAACAGUGCUAAUUCUUCAUGAGGAGGACGAGGUCAUGCAAUGGUUGUUAGGUGUGUACACGUAUGGACAGCUGAGGGUUGGUAACAGGCAGUUAGGGAGGUUUAUGGAAUCACGUCUAGAGUAUCCCGAUCCGAAGUACUUCAGGGUAGUGUAUUGCAAUGAUAUUGUUCCAAGGUUACCUUAUGACAAUAAAACCUUCUUGUAUAAGCAUUUUGGGAUAUGCCUAUACUACAACAGCCUCUACAUUGAACAUAAAGUUGAUGAAGAACCAAACCCAAAUUACUUUGGGAUUCGAUUCCUGAUACCUGAAUAUAUGAAUGUUGUGUGGGAACUAUUUAGGAGUUUGAUCAUAGGUCACAUGCAUGGGCUAGAGUAUAAGGAAUGCUGGGAAUCGACUCUAUUGAGGAUUGUAGGACUAGCAAUCCCUGGUCUCUCGGCUCACAGCCCAGUAGAUUAUGUAAACUCUGUACGGCUUGGAAGAAUGGAUCAGUUCAGAUAA
Fraxinus pennsylvanica is the source of this 1428-nucleotide messenger RNA. The record is from the annotation of a GenBank genome assembly. Lineage: Eukaryota; Viridiplantae; Streptophyta; Magnoliopsida; Lamiales; Oleaceae.